AUGACAAACUUGGGGUUGCCAGGGGACUUUCUCUCGUCAGAUUCGUCCUUGAGCGACGUCCCUCGCAGCAACACGUUAUUUACUCCACCAGCAACGCCUGUAAGGGAUCUGAUUCCAAACAGGGACUCCCCUGCGCCUCUCAAGCCACCGCGUCUCAAGCUUCCCAAGAUAUCCCCGUAUUUUCCAUCCGCGUCAGCCGCAUUGGAAUCGUGCCUUCCUUUUCCGCCUAUUGAUGAAUCGUCCUUUGGGUUGGUUCAAGAACAGCUCGCCCACGACCCUUUCCGCCUGCUUAUUGCGACUAUCUUUCUCAAUCGAACCCGCGGGGCCGUUGCUCUGCCGGUUCUCUUCCAAGUUUUCGACCAGUUUCCCACUAUUGAGUCCAUGGCAACGGCUGAUCCUACCUCUCUUGUUUCCAUGAUCCGCUGCCUGGGCUUUCAAAACCAACGCGCGAAGAAAUGUAUCGGUCUCGCACAGACCUGGCUGGCCCACCCGCCUAGUAAAGAUAAGCGGUACCGAGAAUUGCACUACCCUUGCAAAACAGACGGCCGGGACGUUGGCCAGGAAGAGUGCAUCGAAUAUGACGAUCCCCGCGUGGCCUGGGAGAUUGCUCAUUUACCCGGUGUUGGGGCGUACUCCCUCGACAGCUGGCGGAUCUUCUGUCGCGACGAACUGAGAGGUCGGGCUACGGACUGGAAGGGGCGCGAUGCUGCGGAGGGCGAUUUCGUUCCGGAAUGGAAAACUGUUCUUCCCCAGGACAAGGAGCUACGCGCCUACUUGACAUGGAUGUGGCUCAAGGAGGGCUGGGCGUGGGAUUACCAUACGGGAGAGCGAACGCCCGCGAGCGAGAAGACGAUGCACGCUGCCCGUCUUGGGGGGAUAGCGCACGAAGAGGACGGAAACUGGAUUCUUCAGACGUCGCCUGUCAAGAAGGUCGCCAACGGACUUACUAUGGGGAGUGCGCUGGUCGUCGUUCAGCUCCUCUUCCCGUCCACCUCGCUCGAACCAUUCCACGUCAUGUUUCUACCGUUGAGAUUAAAUGACCGAGAUCGCGACAGGGACCGCCAGCGUAAAGCAUCGUCAUCGUCGACCUCCUCCAAAACGAAGAGCCGAAAACACCACUCGAUCCACGGACGCCCCAGCCGCACCUCAACCAAGGAACACGAUCCGGACGACCCCACGGGCCGUUCCUCGACCCUUUCCACAUCCGCCUCCAAGUCCCGCAAGAAGCGCCGCUCCUCCAUGCCGGACGUCGACAACCCCGGCGCCAGCACGGCCUCGUUCCUCGAGUCGAGGACCAGCCUGCCGUAUCCGAAUUUUUCCAAGGCUCAUAGCAAAGAGGCCGUUAGCCGACCGGGAAUCCCCACCCCCGAUCCGACCGAUCUGACCGAACGCAGCAACGAUGCCAAGGAAGAACGUCCCCGCCGCUCGGACAACCACCAUGCGCCUCCGAGCCCACCGUUGACGAGCACGGACCAGCAUUCGCGCAAGAGUAGUUCGGUCGGGGAUAAAGAGAAUAAAGUGACGGAGGAGAAGGCCAAGGAUGGGAAAACCAAGAUCCGUAUACGAACAGAUGCGAACCGGUCGUCGUCGAGUCUACGAGCGAAGAAAGACGACGGGACCAAGUCGAGCACGACCGCCCGAGCUGACACGCCCACCAAGUCGAAGAGGUCGAGCCAGGACAAGGAAGAGCCUCCCCGCACGGCCAGUCGCAACUCGACAAAGUCGAAGAUUUUCGAGGACCCCAAGCGACCCAGCAGCCGCACGGCCACACCUCCUCGAUCCCCAGCGCCUGUCCGUGAUGCCGCCUUCGAAUCAGCAAACGGCUCGGACGCCACCAUCAAUGCGACAUAUCGACGGAAGCACAAGAGUCCUGAAAAGCCUCCGUCCCGCACCCAGAACCGUUCGUCCAUGUCUAAUCGUCCCGCCAGCCGCCCCGCGGUCGACAUCGCUGGAGACUACGGCCGACCCCCGACUGCCAGCUCCACGUUUGACGCUCCUCCCCCGCCUCCGCCCCCGCCAGAGAUGCCGGUGACCAUCCCAAGGGUGGACUAUCUACUUCAGCAUGGCGGCCUGAACCGCCGGGUGCCGAGAACACUCCUGAUGGGCGCGGAUGCCCCCGACCCACCGCCUUACCAGAGCUUCCAACCGCAGUCUGCUGCUGCCAGUAUCUUUGACCCAUUCACGCGACUUCUAGACGAUUUCCACCAUGUGAUGACAAAAAAUGGUUCGUUGGCCGUUGCGACGGGAUAUCGGUCGGUGGCACGCCGUCUGCUGGAUCGGCUGGAAGCUGUCUUUGCCCGUGACAUCUCGUCGGAAACGUGCCGAUGUUUCAUGUGCGAGCAUAACGGGAUGGAGGAGCCGCAUACCGGGGUGAGCUGGGGCGAGGUUCUCGAGCUUGUCUCGGGACGCCGCGAGCUGCCCGGCUGGCCGCCCUUCACAAUGACGAUGCCGGUGGACGGUGCAGAACUGUCCGGUGACGAGCAUAUUCCGAUGCAGAAGAUGGACAUCGAUGUUCCGGAGCAGUACCGGGAGCAUUACAUGCGCCAGUCCCGCAAGACCAAGGUGGCGGUGGACAAGUGGCUUAACGAACAAACCGGACAGGGGUCGAGCGCGCCUGACGGGGUAGACGAUGAGACAUUAACAUUUGCCAUGCUCACUCACCUUGGGGCCGAGCAGCGUCCGCUCUUCUGCUCCCUUCUCGGAAUCAACUCCGCAACACCCACCCCUCGUCCCGACGGUGAGCCUCGCCCGCGACCGCCUUUGUUAGUGUCAUCCUCCCUGGCCAUCCAACGCUUGUACCGCCUCGCUGCUCUCCCCCGCGACCCCGAAACCGCCAUCUACAUGCUCAACAACCCGGGCAUCCACCACGUAAUAGCAACUCUCGCGGCCAUCAGCGACGACGAGUGGGACAUCCUGAUCUCCGGCCGUUUCGACGGAUUCCUCCGCAGUGGCGCCGAGGACACCUUUGUCCCUCCGCAUGGGUCUCCCCGCUGGAGCAACAGCCGGGCCAACACCCCCUUCACCACCGGGGGAAUUUCGCGGGGGCCCACACCCAACCACAUAGACGGCACCUUCCGCUCAGCCAGCCAACCACCGGGCAGCUCCCCGUCGCCCGCCUCCGGCGGACCCAUCGUCCUCGACGAAGAGCAGGAAAUCGCCGCGCUGGCCGAAAUCGAACGCGACAUCUAUCUCGGCAUGGAAGCCCUGGAAGACGCAUUCGAGGUGCUACACUGCAAAGCUGAGUCCGUGCGUCUAGCCCUGCGCCAACGCGGAGCCGGCCUCUCCGUCGCCAACCAGAACCGCCGCGGCUCGUACGUAGAAGCGCGGAUGGGCACGCCGGCAUCAGCCCUGAACGGAUGGGAAAGCGGCACCGAAGACGACUUCCUCGACGACACCUACUCCCUAGCCCCGGAUGACUCCGCCAGUAAUAUUAGCUCCAGCCGCCGGCGCCGGCCCAAACGACGCACGGAACGACGCACCCCGGCACCGGUGGAGGAAGAAGACGAGGGAGAUGAAGGGCUAUACGACAGAAGGGACCGUCGAAGACGAUAG
This is a messenger RNA of Aspergillus campestris IBT 28561, 3552 nucleotides long. RefSeq lists its product as uncharacterized. The transcript is spliced from 2 exons. The record is from RefSeq and is a predicted model, not a curated record. Gene Ontology annotation, biological process: base-excision repair. Gene Ontology annotation, molecular function: catalytic activity; DNA binding. Gene Ontology annotation, cellular component: nucleus. Bases 1 to 3552 code for a protein of 1183 amino acids. NCBI's taxonomy places the organism in Eukaryota, Fungi, Ascomycota, Eurotiomycetes, Eurotiales, Aspergillaceae.